Messenger RNA from Arabis nemorensis, 234 nucleotides. The record is from the annotation of a GenBank genome assembly. Lineage: Eukaryota; Viridiplantae; Streptophyta; Magnoliopsida; Brassicales; Brassicaceae.
AUGGAUUCCUCCGAACUCGCUAACAACCCUCAAUUGCUUCAAUACCUCAACCAACAAAAGGAGAAGGCGAUGGUGAACCAAGCGGUGUCGAAGCUGACUAGCGUGUGCUGGGACAAAUGCAUCACAGACAAACCAGGGAGUAAGUUCAGCUCAAGCGAGUCUUCUUGCCUCACUCACUGCGCGCAACGCUACAUGGACAUGAGUAUGCUCAUCAUGAAACGCUUUCAGCAGUGA